Acanthochromis polyacanthus (spiny chromis) is the source of this 1559-nucleotide messenger RNA. RefSeq names its product carbonyl reductase 4 (gene cbr4). The record is from RefSeq and is a predicted model, not a curated record. The transcript has 6 exons. Gene Ontology annotation, molecular function: oxidoreductase activity, acting on the CH-OH group of donors, NAD or NADP as acceptor; quinone binding. The coding region runs from base 166 to 882 and encodes 238 amino acids. Gene Ontology annotation, biological process: fatty acid biosynthetic process. NCBI's taxonomy places the organism in Eukaryota, Metazoa, Chordata, Actinopteri, Pomacentridae.
CCUCUUCCGGUCAGAGACUCGCGGCGCAACAACACCGACAACAAACAUGGCGGUGCCCAUGAGCAGCUGCUAUUCUCAUAUUUAGUCCUUGUUCAGUCGGUAAAAUUUAUCUACACACGAAAGAGUUUUAUCAGGCGAAGCAUAACAGUCGCUAAUAAGGUCGUCAUGUCCCGGCUGGCUGUGGUCUGUGGAGGCUCCAGGGGGAUAGGGAAAGCUGUGUCCUGCCUGCUGGCAGAGAGAGGCUGCAGGUUGGCCGUUCUCUCCAGAAACCAAGAUGCUGCCCAGGCCACUGUGGCAUCACUUCAUGGAGCUGACCAUUUGGCUUUCAGCUGUGACGUCUCCAAAGAGCAGGAGGUGCACAAAACCUUUGAAACCAUCCAGAAGACUUGUGGAAACAUCUCUUAUCUUGUGAAUGCAGCUGGCAUCAACAGGGAUGCUCUGUUACUGAGGACCAAACCAGAAGACAUGGUGGCUCUGCUUCACACCAACCUGCUGGGCUCCAUGUUGACCUGCAGGGCAGCACUUCGCAGUAUGAUGCACACACAGGGAGCAGCUAUCGUGAACAUAGGCUCUGUUGUGGGCCUGAAAGGGAAUGCCGGCCAGUGUGUCUACAGUGCAACUAAAGCUGGUCUAGAGGGCUUCACUCGCUCUGUGGCUAAAGAAGUCGCUUCACGUAACAUCAGGGUGAACCUACUGGCUCCAGGUUUCAUUCAUACCGACAUGACUGCAGGGCUGAAGGAAGAUGAUGGAGCGCGCAUCAUCCCUCUGGGCAGAUUUGGGAAGCCGGAGGAGGUAGCCCAGGCUGUGCUCUUCCUUUUGGAGUCGCCCUACAUUACAGGACAGGUGCUGGUGGUGGAUGGAGGGCUGCAGCUGGCCAUGUAAGGAGCAAGGACUUCCUCUGGAGCUAUAUCACUACUUAAAACAGUAACAGUAAGGCAGGUGGAGGUGGCAUGUGGACCUCUUUAGAACAGUGAAUGCCCUGUUUUAGAGAUUGUGGGCUCUAUUGACGGCUUUCCACUGCAGGAAGUCAGGGCAUUCAAAAGUUGAUGCGAACCUUCUGUCCUUUCAGCCUUUUUGUUUGUGUUACAGCACAGAAUCCAACAAUGACUGCAAUAAAACACUGAUAAAUAGUACAUGAAGUGACUGUAGGACUACGACGACGGCAAAUUUUAUGUCAUUAAUUGCAGCAUUUGAGAGAUGAAGAAAACCACUGGAUAAGAACAUUGAGAGGGCAGGAAGAAAUGGUGCUUUUUGUCCUCUCUUAUGUUAACCAGUCAAUCUUUUGCCCCACACAGCAAUUUCUAAGUACAAAUCAGAAGGAUCUACCCUCCCCCACCCCCUGAAAACAGCCUUGAGAAGUCCUACAGAGGCAGUUUGUGUGAUUGGAACAUGUACAAGGUUUGGGUUGCUUGCAAGUUCCUGCAGUGGGACACGGCCAAUCGUUACUCUUGACUGAGGAGCAUUUGAUUGAUAAAAAUGGCAAAAACUUUUGCACUUUACUGAAGCUGAAUGUUGCUCUGUGGCCACAUUAAACUCAGGGUCAAAUCUGGUGCACCGUG